ACGUGCUGCCCUGCACCCGCAGCCAUGUGCCGGACCCUGUCCGCCUUCCCCACCACCUGCCUGGAGAGAGCCAAAGAGUUCAAGACACGGCUGGGGAUCUUUCUUCACAAGUCAGAACUGGGCUCCGGUACUGGGAGUGUUGGCAAGUUCGAGUGGGACAGUAAACACAGCAAAGAGGGCAAAAACUUCUCAGAAGACGUGCUGGGGUGGAAAGAGUCAUUUGACUUGCUGCUGAGCAGUAAAAAUGGAGUGGCCGCCUUCCACGCCUUCCUGAAGACAGAGUUCAGCGAGGAGAACCUGGAGUUCUGGCUGGCCUGUGAGGAGUUCAAGAAGCUCCGGUCAGCUACCAAGCUGGGCUCCCGGGCUCACAGGAUCUUUGAGGAAUUCAUCUGCAGUGAAGCCCCCAAAGAGGUGAACAUAGACCACGAGACCAGGGAGCUGACCAGGACGAACCUGCGGACGCCCACGGCCAUGUGCUUCAACGUGGCUCAGGGGAAGACGCGCACCCUGAUGGAGAAGGACUCGUACCCGCGCUUCCUGAAGUCCCCAGCUUAUCUGGACCUAGCUGCCCAAGCCACGGCCGCCUCCGCCUCCGCCUCCGUGUCCGAGCCCUCGCAUACCUGAGCCUCCGGGCUGGGAGGGGGCCAGCCGGGCAGAGAGGUUGGGUCACCCAUAGCUGAGGCUCCGCCCCCGUGCGGGAGGGGGCGGGUUCUGCAAAGCCAGAGAGGACAGCGAAGGGAAACGCCCACCCGGUGACACCCUCUCCUCCAGACACUGCGGGACUGGGACUGAAUUGCGUGCGCGAGAGGGUUCCCCCACUUC
Molecule: messenger RNA, 822 nt
Organism: Mesoplodon densirostris (Blainville's beaked whale)
Lineage: Eukaryota; Metazoa; Chordata; Mammalia; Artiodactyla; Ziphiidae
Gene: RGS16
Product: regulator of G protein signaling 16
Exons: 5
Coding region: 25-624 (199 amino acids)
Source: RefSeq, a predicted model, not a curated record